AGAGAAGAGAAGAAUAGCCCCUCAAACUCUGUUCCAGUUUGAGAGAAGAAAACACAGAAGAGGGAGAGAGAAACUGAUGCAGAAUACGCAUACACCACUUCUGCCAGAGAGAUAGAGUGUGUGUAAGGUGUAAGAAUUUGCAAAAGAAGAAAGUUUGCAAAUUUAACAACACAGAAGAAGAUCUGUGAUUUCUCUUCUGUUUUUGGUCGCUGGUGUUGCUUAUUUGCAGGGGAAGAACAAAAAACGCAUACCCUUUUUCUCUUAGCCUGAACUUGUAUCAUUGAUACUUAUUACAAGGAAUUGUCUCCUUUGGAGGAUAGAUCUUGAGUUUGGAGGCAAACCGUCACACUUUGGUAUUCCAAUUCUUUUCAACUCUUAUCUGAAUCAUGUUUGCACAGUUCACCACACUCCACACCCAUAAACCCGAAUUGGCCUUUGUUCCUUCAUUUUUAGCCCCUCCAACUCAGUGCUGGGAAUUACCGUAUCUGUGGUUCUGAGUUGGUUGUGGAAUGAAAAAUUGAAACUUGGUUGAUUUUUGGUCUGUAGAAAUGGAGACAGAGGAGAGGAACCAGAGAGGAUGCAAGGCUUCGGAGCCAGAGUUUUUCUUGCAGUGGGGUAACAGAAAGAGGCUUCGAUGUGUGAGGGUGAAAGACCCUCGGAUUUCAACGAGACUUAACGGUGGAAUCCGAAGGAAGCUUGCUUCUGCAGUGGAUCAUCGUUCUGGUCUCGCUGUGUCAGAGAAAGAAACCACUCAUCUUCAGCAACCACCACCCAAUCGCCUCACAAGGAAUUCCGACGGGGCGAUACUCCGGUCGUCGGCCGGCGAGAAUAGGAAAUCGUCGUCGCCGGAGAAGGAAGACCGGUACUACACAACAAGGGGGUCGGCGGAGGAAAACGGUAAAAUCUCCGGCGAUGGGAACAACGGAGAAGAAAGAGCCCUUGUUUGGCCCAAGCUUUACAUCACUCUCUCUAGCAAGGAGAAAGAAGAAGACUUUCUUGCUAUGAAGGGUUGCAAGCUUCCUCAGCGACCCAAAAAAAGGGCAAAGAUAAUCCAAAGAAGCUUACUUUUGGUGAGUCCUGGAGCGUGGUUGACUGAUAUGUGCCAAGAGAGAUAUGAAGUUAGGGAGAAGAAAAGUAACAAGAAGAGACCAAGGGGGUUGAAGGCUAUGGGAAGCAUGGAAAGUGACUCUGAAUGAUUAUGGUGCCAUAACAUUUGAGCGGAUCCACAACAACACAAGAGGGAGAAGCCCUGCCCUUUUCUGCUGAAACCUGAAAUAUUUUGGAGAUGAUGAUGUUUGAAUUGAUGAUUCAAGUUUUUUUUAUUUGUGUUCACAAGUCAAUUGGGAUGACAUGUAUGCGCCCCCUCAUGUUUUUGUAAACGAGUAAGAUCCGGUCCAAUCCAUUUCAAUUAAUUAAGAAAAUUAUUUUCUCAGCUUGUAUCUUUCUCCAUCUCUCUCUCUCUCUCUCUCUCCAAUUAAGUUCCGCACCCUCUUCAUGGAUUUUUUUUCUUUCAUUUUUUUCCCCGGGUUUCAAGAGAAGCCUGGAGGGGGAAAUGGGCAGCGUGAGAUUGGAUGAUGUUUCUGGCAAAACCCAGUUAUGCAUGUUAUGCCCCACCUUCGGAGAUGAUGUUAUUAAAACACACAGUUUUUGACCACCAGACGAAGCUUGAAAACAAUUAAAGAUAGGGCAGGGGUUAACCAAUAAGGAAAAAAGAGAUUUCAAGGAUUGUAAGCCUCAUGCAUAUCCAUCAUUCUGCAGGGUAGCAUAAGUCCAAAUAAAGCAUCACCUACAUGUACUACCACGGUAUCUCACUGAUUUUUUUGUUGUGUCUAUCUAAACGCUUGUCUAGAGGAGAUUUUGAUAAAAAAGAAAUGAGGCGCGUGCAUAUUUAUUCAUGUUGUAUACCAUUUUGGUACCCAUAUCACUUUUUACCAUGUGCUAUUUUAAGCUCAAGGCUGAAAAUUAAAAGAAGUAUAGAAUUUGUUUUUAAAAUGGUGUAUAGAUUAUGCUGAUGUGUUCAGAUGUUAAUUUACACAAAAUAAUAAUAAAGGGUGGGAUUUACCAUGAUUAUAUUAUGCGCCCGCCUCUAGAAAGUUAUGUCCAAGUUCAUACUAAGGAGAGCCUAGACAGUUAAGCGUGUAUGCCACAAUUCUCAAAGGUGCAAUCCCAUACCACCGAAAUUUCUAUGAUCCCACAACCUUGUUCACAUCUGCGAGUGUUUCAGUAAAGGUAGUUGAAACACGUGAAAGGUUAUAGUGCAAGCUUUUAUUUAUGUGAAAAUAAGGUUGAGUUGUAUUCAAUCAUUCUAAUAAAGGAUUCAGGCAUCACCAGUGCCAAAAAUUUGAGAAAAGGAAAGAACGAAGGGCACCCAAUAUUUCCCUUUGGUUUUGGUUGGCUUUUGUUUUCAGCAACGCAUACACAACGGGACAAGAGAUCUGCCACCCCAAGUUCUUUGCUGGAUAUAAAAUUUGGAUAAAAUAUAUUUUAUAUGUUGUCACUUAACACAAAUUGACCUUUGGACAUUGAAAAAAAAUACAGAUUGGUUGUGUGAUGUGAAAUAAAUCACUGAUCAUAAAAUAAUCACAAGAAUAAACCGUUUCAU
Molecule: messenger RNA, 2602 nt
Organism: Abrus precatorius (Indian licorice)
Lineage: Eukaryota; Viridiplantae; Streptophyta; Magnoliopsida; Fabales; Fabaceae
Exons: 5
Coding region: 549-1196 (215 amino acids)
Source: RefSeq, a predicted model, not a curated record